GCGAACCUUAUUGCAACUAGAUCCAUGGGUAUGAACGCGACAUGGCAUGCGCCGGGCGCACAUGGAGCCGUCACAACAUGUAGCGGAGUUGCAGCCCCCUCGCAGCGGCCGUUACCAGCGCCGGGGGAAGCGAGGCAGCGCCUCCUAUGUUUUUAUGAAGUGCUUGGUGGAGACCUUCGGCCUGGAGCUCUUGCGCGCCGAUGCCGGUGUCCUCGAGAUCUCCGCGGGCAAAGGUGAGCUGGCUUGUGCCUUGCGCAACCGUUACCAAGUUCCAGUGACCUGCGCGGAGCCGCGGCCCUUGGACCUGCGACGCGUGGUGCAGCGCUUGCGCUGGUCGGCGGAAAGCGCUGCUGCAGGCAACGGCCGGCACUCCACACCAGUCGACCUGCCCGAGAAUUGUUGCCGCAGCAGCCGCAUCUUCGCGCCGGUGCAUUUGCGGAUCUUUUGGCACCAAGGCGUUUUGAAGGAUCCAGAAGCUUUGGCUCGCUCCUGGAACUUGGCCCAUCAGGUGCGUUGGUGCGCUUCGGGACUCAGCCAGGCGGAAGAUUUGCAUGGCGAGGAGCCAUAUCUCUCGAAAGGUGUUCCCUUUCGCCAGCUGGAGCUCACUGAAUAUUACACACGCCCUGAAGCAGCUGCCUCAGCUGACAGCAGCUGCCAGCAAUUGCCCGCAGAGGGUGAGGUGCUGUAUGACCAGCCAGAGGAUGCGGAGGUGGAUGAGUCAGGUCCCGGUAGUGAUGCUCUGUGCCCUGGACGGGCUGCGCCCGCAUGCGGCGCAUGCACCGUGGUGGAGCUCGGUGGGGGUUCCGCCCCCCCGGCGUUGGCGGCCGUGCGGGGCCUUUGCGAGGUCUGCAGCCUGGUCGUGGCGCUGCACGCGGACCAGGCCGCCGAGGCCGCGGUGCGCUUCGCCGCGGAGCGCGGCAAGGCCUUCGCGGUGGUGCCCUGCUGCGUUUACGCGGAGGACUUCCCACAGCGGCGCCUCUCCUCCGGGCGCCUGGUGCGCUCGCUGGCAGAGCUGAUCGAGUACCUGGCAGCUUUGGCCGAUGGUGUAGAGGUGACGACACUACCCUUCAGCGGCAAGAAUACUGUGAUCUACGCCCGGCCUCAGUGAAGGCUCGAUUUGGUCCACAGGGCGCGGGCUGCCGUGCGCUGGCGCUGGUGGUGGAAAACCUGGUGGCGGGCACUGAGGUGUUUGAUCACCUGAGUUUGUGCAACAGCUGCUCCACAGCGGGGCGGGAGAAGUACCAGGACGUUCUCAGUUUCGGAAGAACAUGUUUAAUGUCCCUUUUUGCCGUGGCAUGCUGCUGUGGCAAUGGUUCGCUGAUGAGCCUUACCUGUACAGGGCAGCAGGGCAGUGCAGCGCUUGCCAGGCGAUGCCCAAAUGGCUUCGGAACGAA
This is a messenger RNA of Durusdinium trenchii, 1394 nucleotides long. NCBI's taxonomy places the organism in Eukaryota, Dinophyceae, Suessiales, Symbiodiniaceae. The record is from the annotation of a GenBank genome assembly.